Molecule: messenger RNA, 1815 nt
Organism: Pseudo-nitzschia multistriata
Lineage: Eukaryota; Bacillariophyta; Bacillariophyceae; Bacillariales; Bacillariaceae
Source: the annotation of a GenBank genome assembly
CCAAUACAGUAACUAUGUAAGUUGAGGUCUACGAGUCGCUUUAACAGAAAAAUAGGACAACCAGAGAAACGAAAGAAUUGAUUUGUUGGGGUUUGGGUUGACUGCGUUGCCAAUUCUGUCCGGCCAUCUCUAACGUCUUGAACUUCCUUUACAGUUGAUGUUAUGUCGCAUCUUUCGUUCAGGGGCGAUGUAAAUCUUUUCUUUGAAAAGGGCUGUCCGUCCUCUAUUCACAAGGAUAGUAGUGGCGAAAGAUCGAAGGAGCCAAACAAAGACGAUACGAUCGUUGGUAAGAAACGCGAGUCUUCCACGUCCGACUCGAUUUUCCAACAGAGGAGAAAGAAGCAAUCUGCAAAAACAGCCGGGGGAAAGUUCAACGAUUUACGUACGUUGAAAGAAUCAGACUUGGUAAGAACAUGAUCGAUGUCUGUUUCGCUCCCCAUUCGUAGAAAUGACUGACGCCGUUGUGUCUCAUUUCCAUCGAUACAAUCCUUCAAUCAGCCCGCCGUAAGAAAAUAUCCAUUUCUACGAAGCGACGAGAAUGCGGAAAAAGAUAGUGUAAAGAACGGAGAAAUCCUACACGUCGCUGCCAUUGAUCGCAACCUCAUUCGGGGCGAAGACAAAGGUGGAAUUACGAGCAACGAUAGAGUCCCCACCAAUGCCGAUGCUGUUGACCAGGAAGACAAAGAAUCAGAAGAGGACAAGCAAACUAUUGAGAAGGAGAGCGAAGAAGACUCGUUGAAUAAAGACUGGAAUGAUUUUGUCAAUAAUAUGGGUACCAGUGAGAAACAAAAUCUGGAAGACUACCUCAAGACCAAGGAAACUCGACGCCGAGCGACCACCGCCUAUGCCAAUGACAUCGACAAAUUCAUGGUGGAAUUGCGCAAGCUGACAAACACAAUUUUAUCUGAAAUUGUCGCGCCGGUUUGCAAUAAAUAUUCGGAACGCAUCGAGAAUAUCGAAGAAGAUAUCAUAAAGACCAUGGUAUCGAAUAACUAUCGCCGGAACAAACUACUGGAGCUCAUGAAUGCAACAGAUAUUGAAUGGAGAAAGACGCACACAACACUUCUUGAGGAUGUUCUGGGAGACGUAAGUAGUCAAAAAAGGUUACAACAUUGGACACAAUACAUUCGAAUCUUGUAUUGUAGGAAUAUACGGUAUCAUUAAUUGCUUUUCUCGUUUUGCUUAUUCGAAACUAUACCAGAAAGAAAAUUGUGAUAAUGUCGCGAAUGACCAGAAAGUCAUAUUGGGAGAAGACAGACCGGGUACAACUCAGACCAAGACAAGGGGGGGAAAAUCUCCAGAUGAUAAGUACUCACACAAGAACGAGAAGGAGACGGUUGUUGUUGGUCAAGAUCCUGACUGGGAAACACUUAUCGAACACGAACCAUCACGUCAACGAAUCCUGUCAUUUCUGGACCAGCGUGAACAAGUAAAUUGCACCCGAGACAACUUUGGCGAAAUAAUGGACGAGGUUCAUGUGGUAAUAGAAGCUGAGGUUCGAAGUAUUCUCGAYACCGUAGGCAAUCUCUUCCAUCAGAGCAUGGAGGCCUGCCGAGAGUCGGAGGGAGAGAUCGAGAAUCUGAUUAUGGAAAAUUAUGGGCGCCAACGAAAUCUCAGGGAGGAACUCGAGAAAAAUGAGCGCGAAGCCAAAGAACGAUUUGCUGCACUUCGCAGCCGCCUUGGUUAGGCUACUUUAGCUCGACGGAUCGGAUUUACCAGCUUUUGAGUCGGAUGAAGGAUCAAAGUCAAACAUCUCAUUCAAUUGUUGACGCAUACACUACUGCCUCGCUAUUUCACUAAAUGUUUUGAUACAAA